Molecule: messenger RNA, 1551 nt
Organism: Polyodon spathula (Mississippi paddlefish)
Lineage: Eukaryota; Metazoa; Chordata; Actinopteri; Acipenseriformes; Polyodontidae
Product: PRKCA-binding protein-like
Exons: 3
Coding region: 210-650 (146 amino acids)
Biological process (GO): receptor clustering; intracellular protein transport; regulation of Arp2/3 complex-mediated actin nucleation
Cellular component (GO): trans-Golgi network membrane; neuron projection; synaptic vesicle
Molecular function (GO): phospholipid binding; protein kinase C binding; protein domain specific binding
Source: RefSeq, a predicted model, not a curated record
AACAGUGAAACUAAAUCGGAUCUGACACGCCUGACAAGCGCUGAAUGAAUGGACUGCAAAGGUGCUCAGCAGCGCCCCAUGGUAGAAAUAUUUCUAAGGCAUAUUAAAAAUCUUGGUAAACCUUGAGGGAUGUUAAUUCCAUGAUGUAAUUACCAUACUGAUCACAAACUUUGUGUGUGUUUCAGUCUUACUGCUUGAAGGUCAAAGAAAUGGACGAUGAGGAAUACAGCUGUAUAGCGCUGGGAGAGCCGCUGUACCGGGUCGCCACUGGGAACUACGAGUACCGGCUGGUCCUGCGCUGCAGGCAGGAGGCCCGGGCGCGAUUUGCCAAGAUGAGGAAAGACGUGCUGGAAAAGAUUGAGCUGCUGGACCAGAAACACGUCCAGGACAUUGUGUUCCAGCUGCAGCGCUUCGUGUCGGGGAUGUCCUGUUACUAUGACGAGUGUUACGCAGUGUUGAAGGACGCCGAUGUGUUCCCUAUCGAGGUGGACCUGUCCCGCACCAUGCUGAACUACGGGGGACAGAGAGAGCUGUAUGCUGAGGAUGAGGACGAGGGGGGUGAAGAACAGCCUGAGGAGGGACAGGGGGAGCUGGGGGACGGAGAUGCCAGGCAGGAGGAGAAUGGAGAGAAACUCAUCGAUGAUGAUUAGAACAGAGUGUCUUUAUAGAAAUACAACACUCAUUAUUAUUAUUAUUAUUAUUAUUAUUAUUAUUAUUAUUAUUAUUAUUAUUAUUAUUAAUAAUAAUAUAAUCUCCUGCUCACAGCUUUGUUUAUUUAUUGGAGGGAGGGGAUUAUUUGGGGGAAACAUUAUACACAGUCAUCUUGUGCCUUGUUUCAACUGACUGGGUCUCAGAUUUAUUUUGACUAAAACACAUACCAUUUUAUAUGUUAAUGAACCAGUUCAUUUGGAAACAAGGCACUAGAGACUGUGAUCAGACAAGAGAUUGGUUUGCUUUAACAUGCCCUUACUGUCAGCUUAGCCACCAUACAUGUUUGCAGGCACUCCAUUGUUCUGUAGGUCUCCUGGCAUUCAUUUGAACACAUUAUUCUAUUUCAAUUUAACUUGAGUUAAUGCAAUUGUGUAUUUAUACUUCAGUACAACUGUUUUACCCCUUGCUGACACCGUAGUUUCGUUUUUUUGAUGAUGUAGCGGUUAUGAGGAGGUUUACAGAUGUAUUUAUUUUUGUAUUAUAGGAUUGUAGGAUAAACAAGAUGUACUCUGCCAGUAGCCGGUAGAUAUUGCCCGUCAGUUUUCAGAAGUUUCCAGAACUUUAUGCUGUGACCACAGAUGAAGUGGAUCUUGAAUUGCGACUUCAGUAACAAGCUGCAACACUCCUGCUGGGGGCAUUGAGAUUUUUUCUUCUUUUAAAAAUAUACACGGUUCAGUGUAGUAAUAUAUUAUUUCUCCUUUUAGAGAGCAGUCCGUGUUUAACUCGGCAGCCUUCAAGCUUUUGCACUGGAGAUGCCCCUUUCCCACUUGCCUAACAGAACUAACUGUAGCCUGUUGCACAUCUUUUAUGAGCACCAAAAAUAAAUGAUCUAUGAUACCA